AUGAGUGACGACCAAGAGUUAACAAGAAUAGGGUAUUUCCUAGUAUUGAUUACCUUCCUGAUUGUUCUAACCUUUUUUCUUACCUUUGCCUCUUACCUCUGCACUAAACCUCCUCAUCCAAUUUCAUCCGUUCCAUCUGAUGAGCCUGUAGUUGGUGGUCACAAUGACACAAUCACAGACACCAACCAGAUUACACCAAUCACUGUGGAGCCUGCAGAGCCACGCUUAGAUGAGACUGUGGCUACAACAGUGUGUAGCAACCCAAACCCAAGCAGUACUCUUCUAUUCUCCAAAGGACAUGAGAAACUAUGUCGUAGUGGAAGUUCAAGUUGUUUUUGCUGUUCCAUAUGCUUGAUGGAUUACAAGGAGUCUGAUUUGUUGAGAUUGCUACCUGGUUGUGGACAUUUCUUCCAUGUCAUGUGUGUUGAUCCUUGGUUGAGGAUGAAUUUAUCUUGCCCGGUUUGCAGGAUGACACCAAUUAUAACACGCGUGCGUGUCGAGCCCGAACACGUGCGUGUUGAGCCCGAAACAUUUACAUCAUGA
Messenger RNA from Lotus japonicus, 543 nucleotides. RefSeq names its product RING-H2 finger protein ATL70-like. The transcript has a single exon. NCBI's taxonomy places the organism in Eukaryota, Viridiplantae, Streptophyta, Magnoliopsida, Fabales, Fabaceae. The coding region runs from base 1 to 543 and encodes 180 amino acids. The record is from RefSeq and is a predicted model, not a curated record.